Messenger RNA from Elaeis guineensis (African oil palm), 1835 nucleotides. Its product is annotated as cinnamoyl-CoA reductase 1. The record is from RefSeq and is a predicted model, not a curated record. NCBI's taxonomy places the organism in Eukaryota, Viridiplantae, Streptophyta, Magnoliopsida, Arecales, Arecaceae. Gene Ontology annotation, molecular function: oxidoreductase activity, acting on the CH-OH group of donors, NAD or NADP as acceptor.
CACAGCACAAGGAUCUUCUUCACACAAACACACGCACGCACACACAGAGAGAGAGAGAGAGAGGAUGGAGGAGGAGGGAGAGAAGAGGACGGUUUGCGUGACCGGAGCGGGAGGGUACGUAGGAUCAUGGCUGGUGAAGCUCCUCCUCUCCAAGGACUUCAUCGUCCACGGAACUGUUCGAGAUCCAAGCGACGGAAAGAAUGCCCGUUUGCAGAAGUUGGAGAAGGCAUCGGACAACCUGCUACUCUUUAAGGCAGAUAUGCUCAACUAUAAUGAGGUGGCAUCAGCAAUUGCAGGAUGUGAAGGAGUAUUCCAUGUUGCCAGUCCUGUUAUUUCAACCAAAGUGCCUGAUCCAGAGGCACAGAUCAUUGCUCCUGCUGUAACAGGCACUCUGAAUGUGCUCAAGGCAUGCUCUGAGGCAAAUGUUAAAAGAGUGGUUGUGGUGUCAUCAACUGCUGCUGUCAUAAUGAAUCCAAACUGGCCUCAAGAUAAGGUCAAGGAUGAGGAUUGCUGGUCGGACAAAGAGCACUGCAGAAAAAUUGAGAACUGGUACUUCCUUUCCAAGACGCUAGCAGAAAGUGAGGCAUUGGAGUAUGCGGAAAAACAUGGACUCGAUGUUGUAACUGUUUGCCCUUGUAUGAUCAUUGGACCAUCGCUGCAGUCCACGGUGAAUGCUAGCACCCUGUUUGUCAGCAAUCUUUUGAAAGAAGGUCGGGAAUCACUGGAGAAUAAAGCCUGGCACCUUGUAGAUGUUCGAGAUGUCGCUGAUGCACUUCUUCUAGUAUAUGAGAAGCCAGAAUCAACUGGACGCUACAUUUGUGCACCUUAUUGUGUAAAAACUCGUGAUAUGGUGGACCUGCUAAAGAGCAUUUAUCCCAACCACAAUUGCCCUAAGAAUUUUGUUGAGGUAGAAGAUGAUGCUGGAAUGAGUUCAGAGAAGUUGCAGAUGUUGGGAUGGACAUGCAGGACACUCGAAGAGAGCCUUAUGGAUAGUUUUGAAUCCUAUGUAGAUGCUGGUCUUCUAAACAAAGACUAUUAGAUAGUUCUAUUUUAGGAAGUUUUAUUUAUUUUUUGAAUUUUCUCAAGAGCAUGUUUCACGGUACUGCCAUGGAAGCUGUUUUCGAAAUUAUGCCAAUGUUUAUCUGUUAAGGUCCUUCAGAAAGCCAAUUUAAAUGUUAUAAAUAAGCUGCAGACCUGUAAUGCAAAGGAUUAAAACACCUCUAGGAGUACUACCUUUCUUUUCAAUUCUUCUGCUUUCCUCAAAGUCCUCAAGGUUGUGGAUCCAUCAACAAGCUGAGCUGCUGGUAGGUCCAAAAACACACUGAAAAGUUUACACUUCAAUCUGCACAAUUCAAUUGUACUGCAGAUAUUCUUGAAAAAGGUACUGCAUUAGCUGGCCUCCGGGACAUUUGAUGCUUUUUGCUGGUACAGUUCAGAGCCAAACGAUGGACCCACCAACUUCUUUCCUUCUUACUUGUGGCCAUUUGUUUGCUGUUAUGUGGGUGACUCGAGCUUGUCUUCAUGCUAUUCUCUACAUGGAUUUGCUUCUUACCUUUUUUUUUCUUUUUUUUUUGCCUUUUUACCUUUGCUUGUUGAAGAACAAACUCCAUUAAACUUGGACAAGUCACAGAUGAGUUGGUUCCCCUUGUUUGACAGAUUGGUUGAGCCCUCACUCAGCUUAGUGACAUAGGUAACAUAUGUAUUCUUGAGCUCUAGUUCAGUCUCCAAUCAGGUUUUGAGGUUGAUCAUUUUGUAUCUGUUUCACUGUUAUAAGCGAUGUAACAGCUGUGCAGCUUAUCUUUUGAAACGAAAGAUAGGGUGGUGUUCUGUCACAA